AAAGCCUGAAAAAGCACAGAAAGAAAAAGAAGCAGAAAGUUGGUGGAGUUAAUGUCAUUGUUCACAUUGAUGAGAGCAAGUUCUGCCAUAAACGCAAGUAUGGAAGAGGACGCUUUGGUAACACCUGGAAGAGAAAGCGAACAUGGGUUUUUGGUAUACUUGAAAUCAAAGCUGCAAGCAGACGUCCAAUUCUUCGACUUGUGAAGAGAAGAAACAAGGAGACCCUUGUUCCAAUCAUCAAAAAACAUGUCAAAAGAGAAAGUCUUGUAGUGAGUGAUGAGUGGAGAGCGUAUGCCUGCCUUUCCCAGGAGGGCUACAAACAUGUGAGAGUCAACCACAGCCAGAAUUAUGUAGAUCCACAAACAGGACUACACACUCAAAACAUUGAGAGAGCGUGGCAGACAUAUAAGAGGGAAAUUUGGCGUAUGCGGGGGAAUCGGUCUGAGAACGUCUUAAAAAAACAGCUCUGCUUCAUUGAGUGGACUUACUGGUUAGCCAGAAGACAUAAACAUGGUGUACUUGGACGACUUCUCAAGGACAUAAGGAAUGAUGGGAACAUUGAGAUAAUAACCACUGGAGAUGAGGGGCCACCGGCCAUGAUGGUGGACACCAGCACUGACACUAGCACUGAUUCAAGCUCUGACUCCAGCACUGACUCCAGCUCCAGCUCUACCUCUGACUCUUCAGAUAAGGAAAAGAAGAAAAAGGAGUAUAAAAAAAAGAAUGGCAAGAAGAGAAGCAAAAAAAGAAAGAAGGAAAACAAAAAGGCAAAGAGGUCAGGCGGAAAAGGAGAGCGAGUUGCCUCAAUCUCGGAUGUGGUGAAAAGAUAUCGGCGUGUCCUCAAACAUGUGCAAAGAGGCUUCAGGAUGACCACAGCUUUCAAGAAAGCUCGCGUUUCAAGAAAUGCCGUGAAAGACACGGCAGCAAUUGCAGAGAUUUACAUAGCUGACAAAAGUCUCCUAAGCCAGUUCAAGGGUAAAUACACACUUCUGAAACUAGCGCAAAUUUGUCAGAAAAAAAUAGUUGGUGAGCUGGCAGAAAAGAUAAUUGAAAUGAAAAACAACAAACAGCUCAUCCCCUUUUCUGCCAAGAAAGCCUGAAUGUAUGCAGGAUGUAACAGGAUGUUAGCAGGAUAUUUUUGUUUGUUUGUAAGAUUGUUAAACAGGCAAGUUUUAUUUUUUCAUAAUGUGAAAUGUUGGUGUGCUGAUGGUGAAGUUGCGUGACCCCUAUACGGUGACAUGGUGCUGCCAGUGCAGCAUGUUUAUUUUAUUGUUUUUCUUUUUGUUUUAUGAUCUGAUACCCUGGUGAACAAUGGGUUUGUGUUAACAUAUUGUUAAUAAAACAACGUUCUCUCA
Messenger RNA from Clarias gariepinus (North African catfish), 1355 nucleotides. Its product is annotated as protein FAM133A-like. The coding region runs from base 426 to 1100 and encodes 224 amino acids. Gene Ontology annotation, cellular component: nucleoplasm. The transcript has 4 exons. NCBI's taxonomy places the organism in Eukaryota, Metazoa, Chordata, Actinopteri, Siluriformes, Clariidae. The record is from RefSeq and is a predicted model, not a curated record.